Molecule: messenger RNA, 582 nt
Organism: Trypanosoma grayi
Lineage: Eukaryota; Euglenozoa; Kinetoplastea; Trypanosomatida; Trypanosomatidae
Exons: 1
Coding region: 1-582 (193 amino acids)
Source: RefSeq, a predicted model, not a curated record
AUGGCGCACAGCACCACGAGUGCUGACGGCAUGGAUGACACCGGUACUGGCGCGGCAUACAGCACAGAUGAGGCGGCAGCGGUGUCUACCGCACCCCAUUGUGCAGGCCACAAGCGUUCCAGGUCUUUACGCCUAACGACAACCUCUGCGGAAGAGGUCUUUAGCGAUGUUUGUGAGUACUCUGAUGUUGUGGAACACAGCAAUCGACUGCUAGAGCUCUUACGUGUGCGACGACGAGGGCAAGAAAGUGGCGGAGCGAGCACUUCAACAGAAGGCAUUGAUAGACAUAAUGGCAUUGUAACCAGCAUAAAAGGGAGUGAAGCGCACUGUGUUCAGCCCGCAUCGUUUAGUGUGGUUAAAAUGCCUCUUGUAAGACGGGAAACCUCAACGGAUGAUGUGCUGAUCCAACACGAGAGGAAACCUGGGGCCCACUGGGUCACAACUCAUUCGGUCGGCACACAAACCCAAACACUUACCUCUGAGCCCAGUGACCAGCUGAUGGUUCCAGCCAUGUCGAGAGUUGAUUUCUUGAUGCUUCGGUUGUGUGAGUUGGAUGCCUUGCUUCACAUAUUUUUUUCCUGA